GCUCGAUCGCCCGGGCCUUUCCUCUGCCUGCUCAAUGGGGUUAAGUGUUCACGAGUCUCCAAUAAAAAAUCCCUCCAGUCUCCACACACAUAUUAUAUACACACACAAACAUACACACAUAUGCUUUGAAUCUGGAUAAAUUGACUCCCUUUUCUCUCCCCCCUUUUCUCUCCUCAUUUUUCUCUCGACCGCCCAUGGUCAUGGCGCAAAAUACCUUGGCUGAGUCAAACGGGACCAGGACACCGUUACAACAGGUUCUUCAUGUUUGGAAUCGCAUUCAAGUCAACAGCCCUAUUUACAACUUUCUGCUUAGUGAUGUGGAUAUAUAUUCCGCCGAAGAAGGCUCCUUCUCUGCGAGGCUUCAGGUUAGCGCUAAGCAUCUGAACUCCAAAGGCGGCUUACAUGGUGUAUUUUCUGCUUGCGUCACGGAUUGGGCGGGUGGUUUGGCAAUCGCUUCAUGUGGACUGGAAUCUACCGGAGUGAGCACCAACAUCAAUAUCAAUUAUCUUUCUUCCGCAGGUGCAGGGGACUGGUUGGACAUCAGAGGCCAUGCCAAUAAAGUUGGCAGGUCUCUUGCCUUUACUACCAUAACUAUCUCAAAAAGCACAAGCCCCGGCAGUACCACCCUAGUGGCUCAGGGUUCCCAUACAAAAUACAUCAAAGCAUGAUAGCCAAUUUGAAUCAAGAGUCUCGGCUCACACCCACAUGGAUUCGGCCACACCGCCAUCUUUGCAUCUGGCAUAGUCCACAUAUGCUUUGAGUGCCUGGAUUCUCUGACUCGGGAGAUAGCGGAUAUCUAUCUCCACCUGUUUACUGGGAACUUCCAGCUUUAUUUCGUUGGGGGGGUUCACUGUCAAUAGCAGGUACAUGUUCAGUCUUGCAUUUACUAGGUGUAGUGAUAAAAACUGAGAACAUAAGCAAUGAUAUAUUCGAAAAUUCAACCGUGACAUUACAAGUCUGAGAUUUGGAAUGACGAGCGAACUAGUAUACUUAGAAUCGGCAAAGAGUAACUGAAUGAGUGUAGCUCUAUAUAUUAAACAUCAUUAGGAUGUAACUCCCUAUAGUGGAGGUACACCGGCC
Molecule: messenger RNA, 1080 nt
Organism: Aspergillus versicolor CBS 583.65
Lineage: Eukaryota; Fungi; Ascomycota; Eurotiomycetes; Eurotiales; Aspergillaceae
Product: PaaI family thioesterase
Exons: 1
Coding region: 201-668 (155 amino acids)
Molecular function (GO): fatty acyl-CoA hydrolase activity
Source: RefSeq, a predicted model, not a curated record